This is a messenger RNA of Zophobas morio, 1131 nucleotides long. RefSeq lists its product as uncharacterized. Lineage: Eukaryota; Metazoa; Arthropoda; Insecta; Coleoptera; Tenebrionidae. The coding region runs from base 1 to 1131 and encodes 376 amino acids. Gene Ontology annotation, molecular function: catalytic activity. The transcript has 3 exons. The record is from RefSeq and is a predicted model, not a curated record.
AUGAAUACUACCACAAUAGAAUCUCCAAGGACAUGUAGUUACAUUCCCAGGAAUAUUAAAGCUGUCCUCCUACCUCAAGUCAGCUCUAGGGAUGUGACUGCGGUAAAUGUUAAGUGUAACACAGGAAGAGGCGAAAAGCAACUGGUAAUAGCAUCCGUGUACUUACCACUGGGAGCACAUGAACCAUGUCCAACAUGGGAGCUGGCGAACUUGGUGAACCACUGUGACACCGGAGAUAUAAACAUCAUCAUCGGCACCGAUGCAAAUGCCCACUGUCUGUUGUGGGAGAGCAAGGAUACUAAGGAUAGAGGAAGAGCACUAGCUGAAUAUCUUUUGGAAACAAAUCUAGAGAUUCUCAACCGAGGCUGCGAACCAUCUUUCGUAACAUCGCGUAGUCAGUCAGUAAUAGAUAUUACACUGGCUACAUGGGAUAUCUCACAAUAUAUAAUGGAAUGGCACGUCUCUAAAGAGGUGUCACUGUCAGACCAUAAAUGGAUUGUGUAUACAUUAAGAUGUAUAGUCAUAGAGACAAAGACGUACAGGAACCCUAGGCUGACCAACUGGGCUUUAUACAACGAAGAACUGGAAGACAGACUGGGGACCUUCGUACAGUCGAUACCAAUAGAAUAUAAAUCGACAGAAGACAGAGAAAACCUAAGAAAGAAGGCCUGGGCAAAGGUACACCGAAGGCUCAGCCUGUUUCAAUCGGGGCAAAGAAAACUUUUCGAUAGCGCAAAAAACACUAAGAAAACUGAAGACUCGGAAGCUAAAGAGCACCGGAAAGAGUUUAAGAAAGAAUUAAGAAAGAGGAAACGGGAAACGUGGAGAUUCUUCUGCAGCGACAUAACGUCGACUGCUUCGGCCACAAGACUCUCUUCCGAGAAUUCUCUCGAAGGAUUACACACAUCAACCAGGUUUCCUAAGGACAGAGGAUCGCACCUUUACAGCCACUUAAGAAGAGUCCGCAGAACUUUUACUGCAGAUUAUGUUUCCAGGCAGCACAAGGACUACCUCCCAUUCCAAAAGGGAUGUAUCCAGCACUCAACCUUCCCCGAAGGACUGAGCGCUGGCGGCAAAGGUAGUCACGGAGGCAAGACUGGGCUGGGUAGUGAACAACUUUUCCCCAUAUAA